UGCAUAGUGUGGGACUGGGAUUCCAAUGGCAAGCAUGACUUCAUUGGAGAGUUUAGCUCGACAUUCAAGGAAAUGCGAGGAGCUAUGGAAGGGAGACAGGUACAGUGGGAGUGCAUAAACCCCAAGUACAAAGCAAAGAAGAAGAAUUACAAGAACUCAGGCAUUGUCAUCCUUAACCAGUGCAAGAUUCACAAGAUGCAUUCUUUCUUAGAUUAUAUCAUGGGAGGCUGCCAAAUACAGUUUACAGUAGCUAUAGAUUUCACUGCGUCAAAUGGUGAUCCUAGAAACAGCUGCUCCCUGCACUACAUCCACCCCUAUCAGCCCAAUGAGUACUUGAAGGCAUUGGUAGCUGUUGGUGAGAUUUGCCAAGACUAUGACAGAUGGUCUGAACAGUCUAGUGUGGCCAAGAGCCGGCACCCAGGAAGCACUGCGUUGCUGUAUGCACGUGAGCGCAUUGGCGAGCUAGUUCUCAAUACU
Molecule: messenger RNA, 477 nt
Organism: Tinamus guttatus (white-throated tinamou)
Lineage: Eukaryota; Metazoa; Chordata; Aves; Tinamiformes; Tinamidae
Source: RefSeq, a predicted model, not a curated record